Hyalella azteca is the source of this 2930-nucleotide messenger RNA. Its product is annotated as serine/threonine-protein kinase Nek7. The transcript has 6 exons. Gene Ontology annotation, biological process: protein phosphorylation. Gene Ontology annotation, molecular function: protein kinase activity; ATP binding. Bases 240 to 1256 code for a protein of 338 amino acids. The record is from RefSeq and is a predicted model, not a curated record. Lineage: Eukaryota; Metazoa; Arthropoda; Malacostraca; Amphipoda; Hyalellidae.
UCCAAAAACUUUCAUUUAUAUUGAAUCUCUAUUUUGAUUCUUUGGUAAUUCAACCAUAAUUGGUAUUUUCCAAAUACAAUACAAGAAUUACCACAAAAAAUAAUGUUUGAAUCUAAAAUUAGGUAUUCUUUCAUUAAACAUUAUUUUGGUGAUUGAUUCUUUACUGAAAACCUAUUUUAAUAAUUUUUAAAAAAUUAUUGCUAAAUUAUAAAAUUAUAAGUAUUCUAUUUGUUGUAAAAAUGUAUGAUUCUUCAGAAUUGCUUCAAUUGGCUGCUGGAGAUUCUGUUUAUGGAUGCCUCAACAAUUAUGUCAUUGAGAAGGAAAUUGGCAAGGGACAGUUUAGUGUUGUGUACCGCGCACGCUGCAAGGUUGACCAGAGGAUGGUGGCUCUCAAGAAAGUUCAAAUCUUUGAGAUGAGUGAUCGCAAGGCCAGACUUGACUGCAUGAAGGAGACUAAUUUGCUACAGAAAUUGAACCACCCCAACAUCAUUCAAUAUCUGGCAUCCUUUAUUGAAGAUAAUGAACUAACAAUUGUCCUUGAACUUGCUGAUGCUGGAGACCUGAGUCGUAUGAUCCGUCACUUCAGGAGGCAGCAGCGACUCAUACCUGAACGCACAAUCUGGAAAUAUUUUGUACAGCUCUGUUCUGCUCUUGACCACAUGCAUUCAAAACGCAUCAUGCACAGAGAUAUCAAGCCAGCAAAUGUUUUCAUCACUGCUGAAGGCAUUGUUAAAUUAGGAGAUCUAGGCUUGGGUCGUUUCUUCAGCAGCAAGACAGUGGCUGCACACUCCCUUGUGGGCACCCCUUACUACAUGAGCCCUGAACGCAUCCAUGAGGAUGGCUACAACUUCAAGAGUGAUAUAUGGUCACUGGGCUGCCUCCUUUAUGAGAUGGCCGCCCUUCAGAGUCCUUUCUAUGGGGAUAAGAUGAACCUCUUCUCUUUAUGUCAGAAAAUUGAGAAAGGGAAGUAUCCUCCUCUGCCCUGUGACCACUACAGCGAGCAAUUACGAACUUUGGUGGACGAGUGUAUCAACCCUGAACCAAGCAAGCGGCCAGACAUCAGCUAUGUCCAUCACGUUGGCAAAACCAUGCGUGACUUCAGCGCAUCAAGUUCAGCUCAUGCCCAGUCCCCUCCACCAGGUCUCUCCUUCCCAAAAACAUCACGUCCACCGUCAGAUGGCGGCCCCAGCUGCACAACGCAUCUCGCCAGUAAGACCUCGACCAACACCACGGACGCCGUGAGAUUGAAUGAAUAGCAGCGAGCCUCGAGAGGAAUGCCCUCAUCAUCAUCAGGCUCUGUCUUGACACCACCUCUGAACAUUAGAACACCUCCCGAAGAGCAACUAAAGCCUUCUAAGGGUCAAACUAAUCGCAGAUCUGGUCAAAGCAAGAGAAAUUUAGGCUCGCCUGAUACCAACUAUAACCAAGCUUCUGGUAGCAAAGGACGUCUUGGUGAUGAUGAAAGCAUUCCCUCUCGAGGGUCGAACAAGUCAAGGGAUGAGGCUGGAAACUUAUCGCAUCUGGAAGCCACGCCGCACGUCGAGAAUGUUAUGCCUGAUAUCCUGGAAGUACAUCGUGGUGAUACUCCUCCUUCAGGAGGUAGCAUCCAAGGAGACCGAAAAAGUAAUAGGCCAAGUGGCAGAAGACGGAGCAAAAACGGAGUCAGAAGAGCCGAAAGCUUGGGUGACAUCCUCUAUGAAAAAGAUGAAGCAAUGGAUAUGGAAAGAUUCAUGGGACAUGAGAGACGAAUGAAAGGGGACGGCUUGAACGAUUCGUUCAGCAGCGUUGGCAGCAGCAACAGUCAAGGAGAUGGAAGCAGUCCUCCUGCUGCUGGUAGUGGAGGAAGCCGUAACAGAUCACGCAGCGUCAGCUUCGCUCCUCGCCCUGCUUAUGGUCAGUUCCGACAGGCUGCAAACAACGUCCGGGCCAGUAGUGAUGACAGAAGUUACUCCGCAGACGAUAAUCAUAUAUUCACAGUUCGCAACAAAGCUCCAUUCUCAUACGGCACUGGUUUUACCGUCGGGUCUUAUUCACAGUACGCUUCAGGCACAAAGAGCCUCACCGGGUCUGCUCACAAAGACAACUCUGGGUCUGCUGCAGGCAGGUACAGCACCAGGGAUGAUCUGGCGCUUGUGUCCUUCACCAGCAACCAAAGCGAGCGUCUGACAUCACCGCAGCAAGUCUCUGCCGGGGGCUUCUAUCCUGCACGGAACAGAUACUCGGUCAAACUUCCACCUCUGGGAAAAAGACUUUUCUAAAGUAUUGAUUUGUCCCAAGUUACCAGUUCUCUACUUGAAUUCGAAUUAAAUUUUGUGCUGCAAUAUGUUUAUAACUUUUUAUACUUCUAGACAUACGGUAAUAUAUCUAUUGAAAAUUAUCAACGCAUUUACUGGAACGCUAUCAGAGAAAACGUACGAAAUUGUUCACAUGUGUUAAGAUUUCUGUCAAUUUUUAGCCAUGUUCAGGCCACGAUUAGUCGAUCUAUUAUCCUAUUUACUUUCAUAUAUAGCUUUAUGAAAGAUUAAUUUUGAGUAUAGGUAUUAAUAACUAACUCGGAGGCACUAAGGUAUUUAAUGCUUGUCAAUGAGCAAUCUUGUCAACGCUUUAGUGCUCUGUAAUCUUUACUAGUCACGAUGAUGGAGUUGGUGUAAAAAGUCGGUGCUCUGCACUUAAUCUUUCUAUGGCAUUUCUUUUUCACGUAAUAAUUAUGAAUGUAUAUUAUCACUGUUAUGGUAGUCGAGGGAAGUUGAAUCAAUUAGUAUUAAGCAAGUGUAGAGUGAAGGAUUAUGAAAAAUUAUACUGCUGAAAUACCAAAGCGAACAUUCAUUUUCGAAUGUAGAAAUAAAGUGAUUAAGAUAUAUGGUCCAAGACCGAAUUCGAAAAUUGGAGUACUUAGCAAUUAAUGUGACCUUGCAAUCGUAAGUUAUUUU